UUAGAAGCUUUCAGCUGUGUUGCUUGAUAAUUUAAUCAGAUUCCGUGUUGCACUAAUGCGUACAAGCUGUGAAGCCGCAUGUGUAGAGUUUAAAAACAGAAAUAACCAACAAUGAAAAGGCUUAAUGUUUAACAACAUUAACACGAAAUAAAUACAUCUUAAACUAAAGAAGAGCUUAUUCAAACGAGCAAUAUGGAAAAACAAACUAGCAUCAAGUUCGUCAUCAAACUUGUUGUAAUCUUCAUGUUGUUAAAUGGCGGGAUUUAUUGUGACACAGAAAUUGAGAGUAAAGGUACUGCUGGAAAAGAUAUUGAUGGCCAGACAUUGAUUGAAAUGGGGAGACGCCUGAACAAACCCAUUCUAACUAUUCUCGGAAUGGCGAUAACAAACCUUCAUCGGUGUUCUGAAUGGACGCAAUGGACUGAAUGUGACGUCACCAGGGAAUAUUAUUUUGGAACGCGAAAUCGUAGUAGAGAAUGCGAGUUGGACAAAGCUUCAAGCGGAAAAGCAAGAAAGGAAGAGACAGAUUUAGGUAUAUGUGAAGGAGGUGUUGAAGGAAAAGGCUUUUGUCGUAAAGAUUAUAAUAUGACAACAAACGGAUUUUGCAUAAAAUUAUAUGUCACACCAAAAUAUCACGAUGAUGCUGAAAUGGUGUGUCAGGAAGAUGGAGGAUUUCUUAUAAAUAUUGACUCGGAUCUGAAGUAUGCAGAUGUGAAAUCUAUUUUGAAUGGAUUUCUUACAAAUGUAAACAUCGGUGGCCGGCGCAAAGAUUCUACUUCACAGUGGGAAUACAAAUAUGGCUCCAGCAGUGGAUAUUUCAAAUGGUUUAGCAGCAGUUACCCUAUGAAAAUCGAUUCUUACUUAUGCCUAGCGAUGCAGAACUACCUCUGGUAUAAUCUGUCGUGUUCAACUAAGUUUCCAUUCCUCUGUGAAAUCCCAGUUUGAAAAGCAAGAAGAGAAGAAAACAUUCUAUAGACCUACUGUUUUUGAAUAUUUUGUUUUAUAACGUGGUGGCUAACUGCCUAAAACUGACACAUUUAAAACUUGCUUAUUUGUUUAUGCGCUGAUUAAUCUAGUGUUCAUAGAAUUAAAUGCAAUAUGCUUUUGUCGCGUUUGUCACGCAGUUAAUAGAACUCUGAACAAAUUAUUUAAAUAUCUAAAUUUUUUGCCAAUAUUUUUGAAAAACUACAGGUACAUGUUUUUUUUUCAAAUCUAGCAUACUUUUAUCUUUUCAAAGAUACUAAAACCUCAAAGUUUCAACAAAAUCGAAUUAUGCCAUCGAAGAAUAAUUUUCCUUUGAUGAGUUCGUCCAAUUAAAAUAGACAAAAAAUCUAUAAAUAUUUUGAAUCUAUAAACAAGAGCACACGUUUUGAAGGGUGUGGACACAAAACACAUUACCUCGUUCCAAUAUCUGAUGAGAACAUUUUUAUGUUUACCUCAGUAAGUGAAAAUUCAUUAUCAGUACCUAUCUUUCCUGUAAAUAUUAGCAUUCGCUCAUUUAAUUAAAAAAAAAAACACU
Mercenaria mercenaria is the source of this 1519-nucleotide messenger RNA. RefSeq lists its product as uncharacterized. Lineage: Eukaryota; Metazoa; Mollusca; Bivalvia; Venerida; Veneridae. The record is from RefSeq and is a predicted model, not a curated record. Bases 193 to 945 code for a protein of 250 amino acids. The transcript has a single exon.